GUCUGUGUGCCGCCAGGGGCGGGGCUUGCGCCGUUGUCACCCGAGAAGAGGCGAUGGCGGAGUCGAUGAGGUCUCCGCGCCGCUCCCUGUAUAAACUGGUGGGCUCGCCGCCUUGGAAAGAGGCUUUUCGGCAGAGAUGCCUGGAGAGAAUGAGAAACAGCCGGGACAGGGUCCUAAACAGGUACCGCCAGGCUGGAAGCAGUAUGCCUGGGAAGGCUCAGAACACCUUUCUAGUGCAAGAGGUGAUGGAAGAAGAGUGGAAUGCUUUGCAGUCAGUGGAGAAUUGUCCAGAAGACUUGGCUCAGUUGGAGGAGCUGAUAGACAUGGCUGUGCUGGAGGAAAUCCAACAGGAGCUGAUCGAGCAAGAGCAGUCCAUCAUCAGCGAGUAUGAGAAGAGCUUGCAGUUUGAUGAAAAGUGUCUCAGUGUCAUGCUGGCUGAGUGGGAGGCAAACCCUCUCAUCUGUCCUGUAUGUACAAAGUUUGAAGAUCCAGGUCUGGUGGCCAUGAUGCUCUGGGAUCCUAAUUCUGCUUCUAGGUACAACCUGAGAAUCACAGGCGGUGUGGUCGUGUGUCAGUGUGGCCUGUCCAUCCCAUCUCAUUCUUCUGAGUUGACAGAGCAGAAGCUUCGUGCCUGUUUAGAGGGUAGUAUAAAUGAGCACAGUGCACAUUGUCCCCACACACCUGAAUUUUCAGUCACUGGAGGAACAGAAGAAAAGUCCAGUCUUCUCAUGAGCUGUCUGGCUUGUGAUACUUGGGCUGUAAUCCUCUAGAGCCAGCUUGGAGUCACAUCAUUCUAUCCAGUUGAAGACAACUCAUUCCCUCUGAGGAGCCUUGUACAUAUAAGUCUUUUAUUUCUAACUUAUUUUAUAUUGAAAUUUUUCAACGAUACUGAAUGAAAAAAAAAGAAAACCUUUCCCAGUAUCUGUUUUUGUUUUUUUGUGACGCAGGUUUAAGGGGGAGGAAUAGAAAAGACAAACUGCCUUGGAGGAGAUAAACCAAUUUUAUUGUCUAUUAUGUUAUACAAAAAUCUACAAAUAAUAGAUUUGUACAGAAAAAAAUGGUAAUAAAUGAGAGCGUAAAACAUAUAA
Molecule: messenger RNA, 1088 nt
Organism: Callithrix jacchus (white-tufted-ear marmoset)
Lineage: Eukaryota; Metazoa; Chordata; Mammalia; Primates; Cebidae
Gene: RPAIN
Product: RPA interacting protein
Biological process (GO): protein import into nucleus
Cellular component (GO): nucleus; PML body
Source: RefSeq, a predicted model, not a curated record